AGGAAGUAGACCGAACUUGGCAGUUAACUCAACUAUAAACCGCCUAUGUCUGCAGCAUAUUACAAUACGGAUUUGGCAGAAUUGAAUCGUGUCAUUUCAUGAUAUGACCAUUUUGCAAACUGUUGAAAUAGACUACAUUAAACAAAGACAUGACCAGACGUGAUAGUUCAUUAUCAUGAAAUUAAGGUACUUGUGCAGGUCUGAUUAAUUGAACAGCACCAUCAUCAGCUCAAACUUAGAAAGUUAAAUUAAGGCAAAAAGUAAUGCCGGUGUUAACCAGGAGUAACACAACCGCAAGAAGAGACGCAAAUAUAUUGAAACUAAAAAAAGGAACAUGCUACUAAAUAGUUAUUUUAUAGCUGGCAAGGUCUCAAGCGAUAUAAAACGAUGGACUUAUAAUAUUUGAACUUAAUGGACUAUACUCUGUGAGUAUGACUUUCUUACAAAUUGGAGGACUAAGGUUUAACAGCAUCAUGGGUUGGUCAGCAAAGGACAUCGUCAGUGAUGUGAGAGAUAGUAUUUGGUUAAUUGCCUCCAUUAAUACAUGCCGAUCCCCCUGAUGCUCAUCUUUAUUGACAGUGAAAGGUGGAUCUUAAUCUCUGAAUCAACACCUCACAUCCGUUUUAUGAUCUUGCACAGUCUGGGACGCUGAUCUUCGACCGCCUCCUACAAUCGGCUUCACUACCCAGCAGAUGCGCUUGUGCUUUUAUUAGAUCAUCAUAAGGUAAAAAGGCAUUAGCCUACACAAAAAUGAAUGGCUACGGAUCUCCCUACCUCUACAUGGGGGGUCCCGUCUCCCAGCCAAGGGCACCUCUUCAAAGGACUCCGAAGUGCGCCCGGUGCAGAAACCAUGGGGUCCUUUCCUGGCUCAAGGGACAUAAACGUUACUGUCGCUUUAAGGACUGUACCUGUGAAAAGUGCAUCCUAAUCAUUGAGCGGCAGCGAGUAAUGGCAGCUCAGGUUGCCCUAAGAAGGCAGCAGGCAAACGAGAGUUUAGAAAGUCUGAUUCCAGAGUCCUUGAGAACUUUACCGGGCCUCGCCGCGUCUGCCUCGGGAGACAGCAAGCAAGUGCCGCCGAGACGCGGGGAAGGUGUCAUGAGAUGGGCAUCAGAUCAGCCAGGCAGCAUUCAGCCAACAAAACCGGAUCUUAAUGAAGAGUGUUCAGGUGACCAGUCUGGAGGAGACAAUGGAGAGAGCUACAGUGACAAAGAGCAAGACCAAAGAAGUUCACCAGAUGUCUCCAAACCAAAGCCUUGCUACACCCCUGAAAGCCCUGAAGUGGUCCCAGUGCCAGAUGACAGUCGCUACCCUUUACAAAUAAACACUAACAGUACAGAAGCGACAGCAGAGAGCCCUAAACACCACGGAGAACAACAUCUAGUGAUAGAAGGUCUGUCUGGAUCAGUCUCCCUCCCUUUCCAUUUGAAGGCCAACAGACCUCCACUUGAAGUGCUAAAGAAAAUAUUCCCCAGUCAUAAGCCUGCUGUUCUGGAACUGAUCCUUAAGGGUUGUGGGGGCGACCUGGUUGGUGCCAUAGAGGUUCUCCUUUCCAGUAGGUCUGCGCUAAACUCUGACAGAUCGGCCACUGAAGGACCUGAUUCUCUGGUUUUGCCUUCUAAUGGACAUUUGUUUGACCACACAUUGGGCUCCUAUCCAGUGUCAUCAUCCAAAUGGUCAGUGGGAUCCGCGUUUAGGGUUCCAGAUUCUCUAAGGUUUUCCACUGAAUCCAGUAACAUGGUGCCCAGUCCUUUAGCAAUGCCUCUGCAGCAUCCAUUUCCCCAGGCUCCACGGUACCCACUCAUGCUGAGGAAUUCAUUGACAAGAAAUCAAGCCAACCCAUUUGUUCACAAUGACUUGACCUUGUGGAAUACCAUGACCUUGCAGCAGCAAUACCAGCUGAGAUCCCAGUAUGUUUCCCCAUUCUCCAAUGCUUCCAGCAGUGUCUUCAGAAGUUCUCCAGUCCUUCCAGCUCGUCCCUCGGAGGAUCACAGGAUUACAAUUCAGGAGGAUGGUUGCCCAGUGGUUCCUAAACAACCCAUAUAUACAGAGGAUGACUAUGAUGAAAGAUCAGACUCCUCAGACUCUAGAAUUUUAAACUCCUCAUCUUAAAAUGUAUAGAUCAACCUAAAUGUGAAGUACCAGAAUGUGCUUCCAGAUACGCUUUCACUGGCAUUUCAGUUAAAAAGGAAGACCUUUUUUAAGAAGAUCUUUUUAAAUACUGAUCUUUUUCUUGUGUCAGGACUGAGUUGAGGCCUAAGGUAACUACUUCCACUUUAAUCUAAGUGUUUGUUAAUAAAUAAUUGCCUUUUUUGACACUAAUAGUGGACAGCUAUAGCAAGAAAAAUACAGAGAUUAUGUGUAUGGAUAUCUAUAUGUAUACCAAGCUGCAUGAAAUAAACUGUGAAUAUGUCUCAGAAGUAGAAAUGAUCAAGUAAUGUAGCAUGUUAAGAGUAGAUCAAAUAAACCAUUAUACUGAGAUUGAGCCGUGUCAGGUUUUUUUUAACCCUUUCCUUUUAUGCGCCGCAAAUGUUCAAUGUUAAGCAUAUGACAACAAAUCUGUAUUUAUUAUGGCGUAUAGUUUAAUAAAGUCAUCAGAAUAUUUUACCUUUGGGGCAGUCUCUGAGAAAAGUGCAGUUUCUGUAAUGCCAGUGCACCAGUAAUAUUGUCCCUGCUAAAACAAAUGGGUUUGUCAGCUAUUUUCCAUUGCAAAGCUCAAACAGUACCGGCCUUACUACAGAAAUUCCACUUUGCUCAUGCCUGCUCAGAGUAUGCCCCAAAGGUAAAAUAUGCUGGUGACUUCAUUAAAGAUACCAGAUAACAGAGAGAAGUGCAGAAAUCAUAAGAGAUGAUAUUAUGGGACAUAGACAAAUGAAACAAAUACAUAUCAUGCAAAUCAGAGGAUAUAAAUGAUUACGUGAGACAUAGUUCUAAUAGAA
Messenger RNA from Acipenser ruthenus (sterlet), 2936 nucleotides. RefSeq names its product doublesex and mab-3 related transcription factor 3-like. NCBI's taxonomy places the organism in Eukaryota, Metazoa, Chordata, Actinopteri, Acipenseriformes, Acipenseridae. Gene Ontology annotation, biological process: regulation of transcription by RNA polymerase II; male sex differentiation. Gene Ontology annotation, cellular component: nucleus. Gene Ontology annotation, molecular function: protein binding; RNA polymerase II cis-regulatory region sequence-specific DNA binding; DNA-binding transcription factor activity, RNA polymerase II-specific. The transcript has 2 exons. The record is from RefSeq and is a predicted model, not a curated record. Bases 751 to 2109 code for a protein of 452 amino acids.